CCAGAGAAGAGCGCCGAUGGCGAACUGUCGCCAGAGGCUCCUCGCGCCCCGAUUAACGAGCGCAAGCUGAUGGCGAAAAUCGACUGGCACGUCGUACCGUGCUUGUGUCUCAUGUAUCUGCUCGCAUUCUUAGACCGAGUGAACAUCAGUAACGCGGCCAUUCUGGGCCUACAGGAAGACCUAAACAUCGAGACGGGCACGAAAUACAACACCGCGUUGACGAUCUUCUUUGUGCCUUACAUUAUUUUCGAGAUCCCGUCGAACAUUCUCAUGAAGAAGCUGAAGCCUCAUCUGUGGUUGUCAUUAUGUAUGUUUGGAUUCGGCUUGGUCAUGAUCUGCCAGGGUCUGGUGUCGAACUGGGGAGGACUGAUGACUACUCGCUGGUUCUUGGGCAUGUUUGAGACCGGCUUGUUUCCUGGCUGUUUCUAUCUGAUGGGCAUGUGGUACAAGCGCAGCGAAGCCCAGAAGCGCUUUAGUUUCUUUUUCAGCUCCACCACCCUCGCGGGUGCCUUUGGUGGUCUCCUUGCCAGUGGUCUCGGCAAAAUGGAAGGUUUGCGCGGCUAUCGAGGCUGGCGCUGGGUGUUCAUUAUCGAAGGUGUGCUGACCUGCGUGGUCGCCAUCAUCUGCUACUUCCUGGUGACGGACUUCCCAGAAGACGCCAAGUGGCUCACCGACGAAGAGCGCGAAUUUGUUCGCGAAAAACUCGCUGCGGAUACGGGCAAGGCUGCCCCAGAUGCUCAAUUAAGCUUGCGCGAUGUGUUGGGUGUUUUCAAGGACUACAAAAUCUUCAUCGGUGGAUGGAUGUACUUCGGCCAGGUUGUCACGGCCUACGGCUACGCGUACUUUGCGCCGACGAUCAUCAAGACCUACGGAUACGGACCCAUCAAGACACAGCUUUAUUCCAUCCCUCCCUGGGCGGCGGCAUUCGGGUUCUCCAUGGUUGUCGCAUUCCUUUCGGACAAGUUUCGCCAUCGAUUCGCCUUCGCAUUCAUCCCGAUGGUGAUUGCGAUGCUGGGUACGCCAUUCUGCUCAAUAUCCACGGCGAGGCACAACGGCACGUGCAGAGGCCAUCGGCGACGGAGCGUGGGAACAGCUUGGCAGAUCGGUUUUGGUAACAUCGGAGGAAUCAUUUCGACGUACUCGUUCCUACAGAAGGACGCACCGCUCUACCGCAACGGAUACAUCAUCAGCUUGUCCUUCCUGUGUUUCUCGGCGGCAAUGGCCGUCGUGUACAUCGUCGCGCUCUGGUUCGAUAACCGGAAACGCGACCGGGCGAUGGCGAACGGCGCCGUCGAUAGCGCCGCAGAGGAGCAAGACGAGUUCUUGGGUGACAUGGCGCUCACUUAUCGCUACAACUAUUAA
This is a messenger RNA of Aspergillus bombycis, 1362 nucleotides long. Its product is annotated as MFS transporter. Lineage: Eukaryota; Fungi; Ascomycota; Eurotiomycetes; Eurotiales; Aspergillaceae. The record is from RefSeq and is a predicted model, not a curated record. Gene Ontology annotation, molecular function: transmembrane transporter activity. The annotation marks the transcript as partial. The transcript is spliced from 8 exons. Gene Ontology annotation, cellular component: plasma membrane. Gene Ontology annotation, biological process: transmembrane transport.